This is a messenger RNA of Helobdella robusta, 1323 nucleotides long. RefSeq lists its product as hypothetical. The coding region runs from base 1 to 1323 and encodes 440 amino acids. The record is from RefSeq and is a predicted model, not a curated record. NCBI's taxonomy places the organism in Eukaryota, Metazoa, Annelida, Clitellata, Rhynchobdellida, Glossiphoniidae. The transcript has 2 exons.
AUGAGGAGGCAGAUUGCCAUCAUGAAAGAAAUUUUACCUAGUGUUACCACUACCAAAGAUGAUGAGACGAAGAUUUACAAAAUCAUCGCUACAGUAAACGAAGUUCAGUCUAUGGAAUUUAUUUAUUCAUUCUCAGAUGUUUGCAAAUAUCCGGAAGUGAUAGCCAGAGGAUUUGUAGUACCCAAAAACUUAACAGAACGCUUCAAUUCAUUUCCAAGUGACACUUGCAUGAUAGAUUUUAUACAGCAACUAAUGAAAUGUAAAAUCUUAUCAAUGAAUGAUGAAAACUCAAAAAUUCAGAAUAAUCAUUCACAAUACUCAAAACCAUCUUUUAACAAAAAUGCAUCAAUGAAAACUGCAUCUGACGUCAUUAACAGAAUAAGAUGGGACCCUGAUCUGGAAACCACAGAUUUCUCAGUUGGUUACCUCGAUCGCUUUCUGGGAGUAUUAGAAAAAAAAUUUGAUGCUUUCACAUGGGAAGACAUUGCUUCAGCUGACUAUGAUGUUCUUGCUAUCCCAAAACAUAGAAUUCAAUAUUUCAAAUAUAAAGAUAAAAUUGUUUGGGAUAAAAGAAAAAAAAUUGACAAUAUAUUUGGUUCCACUGGUAAUGGCCUGAAAAUUAACGAUAUAAUCGAUGAACAAGAUUGUGAUGACUACAUUGGCUGCAAGUAUCCUGCCUGUGAAGCUCUUCAAGAUGACGUUUCUAUUCUAACUGGCAAUGAAUUGGAUAAUUUGCAAAAGUAUGGUCCAAAACCAUCUCAUUUUUUGUGCCAACGGAUAUCCGAUAAAAAUGUUACAGAGAAGAUAUCUGAAAUACAAAAAGGCAUGCUGAACAUUGGUCCUGCAUUUGAGGAAAAUAUUAUCCCACCAACUUCUCUGCACUGCACGCUAUGUACUGUGAGUUUGAGUUCUCAAGAAGAUAUAUCAACAAUCUGUGAUAUCCUGGACGACAACAAAGAUGAACUGAAAGAUUUAUCCUAUGAUUUACAGAUAGAAAUUGAAGGCUUAAGCAAAUUUUUCAACAGAGUAAUUUAUGCUUCAGUUCUACCCAACGAAAAUUUAAAUAAAUUUGUAGAUUAUCUCAAAUACAUAUUGCAGGAGGGAGGGAUCCAGUUAUCCGACUCAUAUGAAUUUGUCCCACACGUGACCCUUCUCAAAUUAAGUCACGAUAGCAAAAGUGAAGUUCCAAAUAAGAUCUUAGAUCCAUUUUUAAAAAUAAAAAUUGGCUCUCAAACUUUAGAUGAAAUAAAUUUGUGUGAAAUAUCAAAAAUUAGAGACGAUGAUGGAUUUUAUAAAACUGUAAAAAAAUUAAACCUAGAUUGA